Penicillium riverlandense is the source of this 1392-nucleotide messenger RNA. Its product is annotated as universal stress protein. Lineage: Eukaryota; Fungi; Ascomycota; Eurotiomycetes; Eurotiales; Aspergillaceae. The record is from RefSeq and is a predicted model, not a curated record. The transcript has 3 exons. Bases 1 to 1392 code for a protein of 463 amino acids.
AUGUCUGCUCCAUCCUCCCCCAGACCGUCAUUUGAGUCCGAGGAACACCCAGUGUCCAACGGCAGCACGGCACAGGCAACAGAGGCCGCGUCGACCAGAGCCCACAGCCCACGUCGACGAUCCAUUCAGUUCAGUGUGGGAGGCACAGAGUCUCAAUUGCCGACUCGUUCAAUGAGCUUUAAGGACAAGCGACGCUCUUACGGCGAGUCACCGACCAAGGAAGAGUCACCGGACAAGGACAGCAAACAUCUCGCUGUCAACCGGGGGCCAUCGCCGCCUCCACCAAAGACUUACGAACGAGGCGUCUCCUUUGAUACGUUCGAUAAUCGGGACGCAGCCGACUUCUCGCUGACGCUGAAUUACAAACACAAGGGCUAUCAGAGUACCCGCCGCAGCAGGACAUUCCUAUGUGGGACUGACCAGAACGAUUACUCUGAAUUCGCGCUCGAAUGGCUGAUCGAUGAGUUGGUGGAUGACGGAGACGAGAUUGUCUGUCUUCGUGCGGUGGAGAAGGAUUCACGCAUGGCUAGCGAUGCCGCUAUUGAAGAGGGCAAGUAUCGCCAGGAGGCCGAGAAGCUGUUCGAGCAGGUCAUCCAGAAGAACAGCCAAGAUGAAAAGGCCAUCAGCUUGGUUCUGGAAUUGGCUGUCGGCAAGGUGGAGGAUAUCAUCCAGCGCAUGAUCCGUAUAUAUGAACCUGCGCUACUCGUUGUCGGCACUCGCGGCCGAAACCUGAAAGGCGUGCACAGCCUUCUCCCCGGCUCCGUCUCGAAGUACUGUCUCCAGCAAUCCCCUAUCCCCGUGAUUGUCGUGCGCCCAUCCCCCAAGCGCGAGAAGAAGAAGAAGAAGCGUCGCGCAGACCCAACCCGCCGAAGCUACAACCACAUCCUGGAGAUGAGCUCGCGGCGCGGCAGCCGCAUCUUCGACGCUAGUUCCAGCACAGAGAGCAGCACCUCCAGACUCCCCGACGAAGAAGCCGCCGUUGCCGAGGCGCUCGGUCUUCCGGCCUCAUAUGCAAACUCUCGCACGUCGCUGUCUGACCGCAGCAGUCUUAGCCACGAGGAUGCCGAGACACGGAAUUCCCUUGAUGACCGCCUCAUGAAGAGUCCGUUGAGCGAGAGCCCGACCUCCUCCGAAGAGAGUAUUAGUAUCAGCGAAGACACGCAGAGACCUCACUCGCCUGACGAACCGCCGGGAGAGUCUUCUUCUUCUUCUCCUCCACCCUUCGUCGACCGCGACUCAUCCGAAAAUGCCCAGCCGUCAUCGCCCGAGAUUACGACUACCCAGACCGACGCCGACGAGUCCGACUCCACGAAGCAGAACCGUAUUUCUAUUCCCACAAUCGAAGUCUCCAAUGACAAUGACGACGAAAAGAAAGAACCCGACGAGCGCUGA